UCCACAUCAGCCUCUCUCCCACCAACACACGCACACACGCCCGCCCCACACACACACACCCACCCACACAGACGCAGUGGCACGAAACGAAAACAAUUAUUUUGCAUCGCAGGCGAUAAGUUAAAAGUGAUUUAGACCGCACUCAAACCAUGUCAGCGGCUGGUAGAUCGGAUGACGAUCCCGGCCAGAGUCCGGUCGUAGACCAAGAACCGGAUCCGGGCCAAUCAACGCCAGCGGUGGCCGAAAUCGCCGCUUCCAGUAUUCGAUCAGGCCUGGCGGAGCUGGAGCUGCGAUCCUCGCAGGUGCUGCAGCGCUUGGAGAACGUUAAGGUAUCGUCCACGCCAGAGAACCCACAUCUCGUCGAGAACGAGAACGAGGAGGAGGAGGCUGGGGAGCGGGUGAUCAGUGAGGACCUCCUGCCAGCGAAGCACCGAGUGCCCUCCGACAUUCUCAAGUCCCUGGAGCAAUUGGUCUCCUACACGGACAGCGACGAUGAUCCCGAGUUCCCGCUGCCCGCCCUGGAUGACGUCUCCCACUUGGCCCUCAUCUCGCACAGCAUUGUGGCCUAUUUGUCGCACCUGGACCGCCAGCAGCUGCUUCGGGUGACGAACAGCAUUUCCGGUGACGCCACCCGAUGGUUGGGCACGUUGUUUCACUUUGCCCACCCGGCGAGCAGCUUCCACGCGGACAAUGCGGACGCAGUCCUGCGCACGGUGCGACUGGCCAUCGUGGCCAGGUGCCCGGGGUACUUGGAGGGUGGCAUACCCGCCUUGGCGCAGCCCACGUUUUAUAUCUCGGAGAAUACGACGCCAAUGAGGCUGCACUACGCCUGCCGCCAGUUGGGCAUCCCGCUGGAGGCCAUCAAGGUCAUACCGGAGCACAGUCAGUCCGGAACAAUGGAUGUGACGCUGCUGCAAAAGCAAAUUCAGCAGGAUGUGGGAAAUAACCGAACGCCGCUGCUGGUGGUCGCCGACAUUGGUGCCUCGUUGUGUGGCUAUGUGGACAACCUGCUCCGGCUAAGGGACGUGUGCAAGGCGCACAACAUGUGGCUGCAUGCCAGUGGCCACGGGCUGGCCGCCCUGGUCUGCGCCCAGAAUCAGGGCCAUGUGGAGGAGGUGCUCCACUCCAUGGCCCUCAAUUUGGGCAGCUGGCUGGGUGUGCCCAGUCUGCCGAUCGUCCUGCUGCACCGUCCGCUACAGAACAGCGCUUUGAGUGCCUUCGAAUCCGAUCCCAUACUGUCGCGUCGUCUCAAUGCCCUGUCCUUGUGGACCAGUCUGCAGGCUCUGGGCCGGAAGGCGAUUGCGGAGCGGCUGCAUGUGGCCUUCCAGACGUGCAGUAUUCUCUUCGAGAUCGCAUCGAAGUGUGAGGGCAUCCGGGUGUUGAGCCAUACUCCUGGAGCGCAGACCGGAGCCUCUUUGUCGGACGUCAUUCAGAACCCCUUCGAUGUGCAGGCGCUUUUUGAUGCCGCCGCCCCUGUGGUCGCCUAUCAGUUCGACGGCAGCACCACAAUUCCGCUCGGUGGGAGUGGCUCCUCCGCCGUCGCCGUCGCUGCUGCUGAGCGGGAGACGGCCGAAGGCCUCAAGCCGCUGGAGAAGAUUAACAAUGCUUCCUACUUUGACCGGCUCAACUCCUGGCUGGGUCAAAUCUUGCAACGCGACUGUCCCAACUUUGACUUUGAGGUGAUCGAACACCCGACGCACGGCAGCUGCAUCCGCUACUGUCCGCUGGAAUUGGGGUUGGGUGAGCAGCCGCCGAGCUCCGAGAACCUGGAGAGCUUCGCUCAGAGCUUAGAGGCACAUGUGGACAUCCUGCGCGCGACCAUCAAGCACAAAGCACGCUUCAUUCAUUUGGUGGAGCGCAGCGAGGUGCUGCGCCUCGUUCCACUGCCCGAAUGGGCGGGCAUGGGUGGCGUUCGCUUCGUGCCCGAGGGCUGGGAGUCUCUGCUGACGGACCAGGCCAAAACAGAGCUGAACAAGCUGAACAUCGACCUGGUGGAGGCCCUGAAGUCCACGGACAAUGCCUUUUCACUAGGCGAGGGCACCGAUGGCCUGAUUUGUGUGCGAUUUGGAAUGGUCACCCACGAGACGGAGGUCGAAGAACUGCUAGACUUGGUGGUCACGGUGGGCAAGAGCGUCCAGGAAAACUCGCGGGUAUUGGACACCAUGUCGGAGAUUGUUAAAAAGGGCAUUGAGGCGGUUACCGCAGAUCUGCAGCGCGAAUCGGAGGAGAAGCUCUGGCAGGAGGGCAUCCUGCGCCACGUGCCUGUGGUGGGACGCGUGUUCAACUGGUGGUCCCCACCGGCCAAGGAGUCGGGCAUCAAGGGGCGGAGCCUCAAUCUUACCCAAGGUGUUGUCGAAAGCACCGAGAACAUUUACAAGUACCACAUGCAGAUGACUGGUGCCACUGCACAUCAGUUGCCAGCGAAUCGUUCGCCUCCCACUCCAAUGGUGCAGACGCCCGUGGGCGCGCCCGCUUCGCCGCCAGUCUUUCCCACAGUGGAGCCCGUACCCGGAAACGGAACUGGAACGGACGAGGGCACGCCUGUGCAAUCGGGAGAAGCUUCGGGAUCGCCAGCAGGAGCCUCGGGAGCGACACCGCCAGCGGCACCGACACAAAACCAUGUGGAUCACGCCCGCACUGUUAGUCAGAGCAGUGCCGCCUCCUCCAACGUUCCCGAGCUAGUGGCCGCCAGCAGUGCAAUUAACAAUAAUUAACACGAGUACGAGUAUAUUUCAAAAAUAGUAUACCUAUAACUGAACAGCAGAUAACAACACACACUUAGAUCAAGGCAGAGCCAGCAAAAUGGAUUUCAAAGUGGGAGAGGCCUUAAAAGCAGCAAUAUCAAACAAGGCUUAAACAGAAACGCGUAGACGACAAAUACUGAACAGAUUACCAUAUAUGGACGGCUUCAUUUCCACUUUCCCUACUUAAACGAAAAACAAAAACAAUUCCAAAGAAGAGAUGAUUGUUCGCCCGAAAAGAUGAUAACGCAAAAUCCAAUUCAAUUGCUUUUAUGUAUUUAUAUAUCGCUAUUUCUAUGAUCUUUUUUUUAUAUAUCUCUAUUAUAUAUUAUAUUAUUUUACCUUAUACUUUACUCCCACCAUUGUUGUUGAUUAUGAUCAGAAAGAAAUGUGCGGAAUUUCGUCCCCUUUUCGCUUGUAUUUUUUGUAAUAAUUUACCUUAACAUUUGUUUGCCUUAAUUUGUAAUUAUUAUUCAGAUGCAAGUACCUUUGAGAGACAUAAUAUAUAGGCAAUUCUUCAAUGUUCAAUUGUGCGAAGCAAUAAAUUGCGCUAUUCUUAUUUGUUAAGCUAAGUGACAGCACACUAAAGAAAUUAAAGAAAACGAGGAAAAAGAAUAUAAUUAAAUGACAAAAAUAUAUUUAUUAUACAAAUUGCUGCUAUAAGAAGAAAUCUGCACAAAAUAUGAUAAAAGGAA
This is a messenger RNA of Drosophila teissieri, 3436 nucleotides long. Its product is annotated as pyridoxal-dependent decarboxylase domain-containing protein 1. The coding region runs from base 150 to 2714 and encodes 854 amino acids. The record is from RefSeq and is a predicted model, not a curated record. Gene Ontology annotation, biological process: carboxylic acid metabolic process. Lineage: Eukaryota; Metazoa; Arthropoda; Insecta; Diptera; Drosophilidae. The transcript is spliced from 6 exons. Gene Ontology annotation, molecular function: carbon-carbon lyase activity; pyridoxal phosphate binding. Gene Ontology annotation, cellular component: intracellular membrane-bounded organelle.